Sebastes umbrosus (honeycomb rockfish) is the source of this 2675-nucleotide messenger RNA. RefSeq names its product cyclin-dependent kinase 8 (gene cdk8). The transcript has 13 exons. NCBI's taxonomy places the organism in Eukaryota, Metazoa, Chordata, Actinopteri, Perciformes, Sebastidae. Bases 374 to 1777 code for a protein of 467 amino acids. The record is from RefSeq and is a predicted model, not a curated record. Gene Ontology annotation, molecular function: ATP binding; cyclin-dependent protein serine/threonine kinase activity; RNA polymerase II CTD heptapeptide repeat kinase activity. Gene Ontology annotation, cellular component: nucleus; mediator complex. Gene Ontology annotation, biological process: protein phosphorylation.
UUCACGACGUUUUUACGACAGUGCCGUGCGCCAACCCGUCCGUCGUUACGGAGUUGAAGUGCGUCUCUCUGGGAGCAGAUAUACCGGCUGGGGAGAGAAACGCAGCAGCAACAACAGAAAGGAAAAACAUCUCGGGCUCGUUUCCCACCUGGACUACCUCCGAGCACCGAGCAUCUCUCUCAGUAACAAACAAUUCAAGCAGAAAACUCGAUGUGGAAGCUGGGCUGAAGAGAGAAAAGGGCCACGCUGGAGGUGGACGGCGACUAGCUGAAUCUACCAAACCGAGCAGCUCGUUGGAGUAGCUUUAGUAGCUUUAGUUGCCUCCCAAAGCGACGCUUUAAUAAAGGAAGGAGCAGGACACAUUGAGAAGAAAAUGGACUAUGAUUUUAAAGUGAAGCUGACCGGAGAAAGAGAGCGAGUCGAGGACCUGUUUGAGUACGAAGGAUGCAAAGUGGGAAGAGGCACCUACGGUCAUGUUUACAAGGCGAAGAGAAAAGAUGGGAAGGAUGAUAAGGACUACGCCCUCAAGCAGAUUGAAGGCACUGGCAUCUCCAUGUCAGCCUGCAGAGAGAUUGCACUGCUGCGGGAGCUGAAGCACCCCAACGUCAUCUCACUGCAGAAGGUUUUCCUGUCACACGCAGACCGCAAAGUAUGGCUGCUCUUCGACUACGCCGAACAUGAUCUCUGGCACAUUAUUAAAUUCCACAGAGCGUCCAAGGCCAACAAGAAGCCACUUCAGCUGCCGAGAGGGAUGGUCAAGUCUCUGCUCUACCAGAUCCUGGAUGGCAUCCAUUACCUCCACGCUAACUGGGUCCUCCACAGAGACCUUAAACCAGCUAACAUUCUAGUGAUGGGGGAAGGGCCGGAGAGGGGUAGAGUAAAGAUUGCGGACAUGGGGUUUGCCCGUCUCUUCAAUUCACCGCUGAAGCCUUUAGCCGAUCUCGACCCUGUGGUGGUCACCUUCUGGUACAGAGCACCUGAACUACUGCUGGGGGCUCGGCACUACACCAAAGCCAUCGACAUCUGGGCGAUUGGCUGCAUCUUUGCGGAGCUGCUGACGUCUGAGCCCAUAUUCCACUGUCGCCAGGAGGACAUCAAGACCAGUAACCCUUACCACCACGACCAACUGGACCGCAUCUUUAACGUCAUGGGCUUCCCUGCUGAUAAAGACUGGGAGGACAUCAAAAAGAUGCCAGAACACUCCACGCUGAUGAAAGACUUUAGAAGGAACACAUACACAAACUGCAGCCUUAUAAAGUACAUGGAGAAACACAAAGUCAAACCAGACAGCAAAGCAUUCCACUUGCUGCAGAAGCUGUUGACCAUGGACCCCAUCCGUAGAAUCACAUCCGAGCAGGCCAUGCAGGACCCCUACUUUCUGGAGGAGCCGCUGCCCACCUCUGAUGUGUUUGCAGGCUGCCAGAUUCCCUACCCCAAGAGGGAGUUCCUGACAGAGGAGGAGCCGGAGGACAAGGCAGACAAAGUAAGAAAUAAAAACCAGCAGCAGCAACAGGGAAACAACCACACAAACGGGGCGGGGCACACUGGUAACCCUGACAACAGCCAUGCCCAGGGCCCGCCUCUGAAGAAAGUGCGAGUUGUCCCGCCCACCACUACCUCAGGUGGCCUCAUCAUGACCUCAGACUACCAGCGCUCCAAUCCACAUGCUGCCUACCAGAACCCUGGACCAAGCACAUCACUGCCCCAAAGCAGCAUGGGAUACUCCUCUACCUCCCAACAGCCGCCCCAGUACUCUCACCAGACCCACCGCUACUGAGACACCCCUCCCACACAAUCGUUCAUACACUUAUACUUACACACACACAUAUAUAUGCAUAUAUAUACGUAUAUAUAUGCAUACACAGCCCUCACCAUGCCCACGUGAACGAAUGUACUGAGGGAUGUGGGGAUUUCCAAGGCAACAAACUAGCCACACCCCGCCCAACAGAGGGCACUUUCUCUGCAGCAGUCUACACUUCUUCAAGAUAACACAACCCCAGUAUUAGAGACACCGCUUUAGAGCAAAAACCUGAUGGGUGAAACACGAGGCGGGUGGAUGAGAAAAAUGGAUACUGUGGUCGAACCAGCCAGGAGAAGAUGGCUUGGUUUGGGGGGGGACACGUGUUAAUCUGCUGUGAUGUCAUCUCCUCCCCUCUUCUUCUCUACCUGUCUCCACACCCCCACCUACCCCAGCCAGUUACCCUCUUCCCGUUGAAGCUUGGAUGAGACUGAAAGCUGCUAUGUGACUGCCAGCGGUGACAGAUUCCCUGUCCGACUGUCCUCCUGUCUGUCUCUGUCUGUCUGUUUAUCCGUUUGUUUUGUGCCCUGCGAGGGCCUCAGCUGGGGACUGAACUGAGCUGCUGUGAAGCAUGCUGGGAGGAUGUGGAGCCCCCCCACAGCUGUGGUGUUGAGGGUUUUUAUUCAGAAAGGACAACAAAAAAAGAUGACAAAAAAAAAGAUUUUAGUAGUUUCUAAUUUAAUUUGUUUUCAUGGUUUUGUUUUCAUGGCGAGUGUGGCAAAGCAGCUUGCGCAGGCUGCUGUGGGUAAGCCUUACAACAUGAUGACAAAACCAACCAAUCGCAUGGAGGAUGGCAGACGGAACAUGCAUUGUACUGUAUUGUAUUGAAAUAUUUUACAUGAAGCAAGUAUCCUGACAAUAAAAGUGAAAACAUUGA